AUGUCUGAUCUAGUUAACAAGAUGGAAAAUCUGAGCGUUAAAGAGUCCAAUGGGUCCAACAGCUCAUAUGUCCCCCCACACAUGCGUGGCAAGAGAGGUGGCAGCCGUGGAGGAGCUACUUUCGCCAACAGCGACAGAGACGGUGGUUCUUGCUCCUACUUCAGCGGCGGCGGCAGAGGCCGUGGUGGCAGCAGAAACGGAUCGUCGUUCUUUGGCGGCAGAAACAACGGCGGUGGCUCCGGCUAUGGCGGCGGCAGAGGCGGUGCUACUCGUGGUGUAGGUCGCUGGUCAAGCGGGAAGCACAUUCCAGCCGCUGUCGAUGAGGCCUUGGAACUACAGCUUUUUGGUACUGCUGAAGAUACCAACUUCCAGUCCUCCGGUAUCAACUUCGACCACUACGAUGACAUCCCAGUGGAGGCCUCCGGUAACGAUGUUCCUGAGCCUAUCUCGGAGUUUACUUCGCCUCCUCUAGACGCUUUGCUUUUGGAAAACAUUGUCAAGGCGCGUUUCACGAAACCCACUCCCGUCCAGAAGUACUCGGUCCCUAUCAUCGCUGCCAAGCGUGAUUUGAUGGCCUGUGCCCAAACUGGUUCCGGUAAGACCGGUGGUUUCUUGUUCCCCGUUUUGUCCGAAUCUUUCGCCAACGGUCCAGCUGAAAUCCCCGAGCAAAUGGCUAACUCAUACAUCAAGAAAGCGUUCCCUACCGCGGUCGUUUUGGCUCCUACCAGAGAACUGGCCACUCAAAUUUACGACGAAGCCAAGAAGUUCACCUACAGAUCCUGGGUUAGACCCUGUGUUGUUUACGGUGGUGCUGACAUCGGCAGUCAAAUCAAAGAAUUGACUCGUGGUUGCGACUUGCUUGUCGCCACUCCAGGUCGUUUGUCCGAUUUGCUAGAACGUGGCAGAAUCUCGCUAUGCAACAUCAAGUAUUUGGUUUUGGACGAAGCCGAUAGAAUGCUGGAUAUGGGUUUCGAACCUCAAAUUAGACACAUUGUCGAUGGCUGUGACAUGCCUUCGGUGGACAACAGACAAACUCUCAUGUUUUCCGCUACUUUCCCAAUGGAUAUUCAACAUUUGGCCCGUGACUUCUUGAAGGACUACGUCUUUUUGUCCGUUGGUAGAGUCGGUUCCACUUCCGAAAACAUUACCCAGCAUGUUCUUUACGUUGAAGACAUGGACAAAAAAUCCGCUCUUUUGGAUCUGUUAGCCGCCUCUGACGACGGUUUGACUCUGAUUUUCGUCGAAACCAAGAGAAUGGCUGACGCUCUAACCGACUUUUUGAUUAUGCAAAACUUGAGCGCUACUGCCAUUCACGGUGACCGUUCUCAAAUUGAACGUGAGCGUGCUUUGGCUGCUUUCAGAUCUGGUAGAGCUUCUUUAUUGGUAGCCACUGCCGUUGCCGCUAGAGGUUUGGAUAUUCCAAACGUCACACACGUUAUCAACUACGACUUGCCAAAUGAUAUCGAUGACUACGUUCACAGAAUUGGUAGAACUGGUCGUGCUGGUAACACCGGUGUUGCCACUGCCUUUUUCAACAGAGGUAACAAAAACGUUGUCAAGGAGAUGAUCGAAUUGCUAACUGAAGCUAAGCAAGAUGUUCCUGAAUUUUUGGAACAGCUAUCGAGAGAAAGCUACGGUUCCAGAGGUGGCAGAGGCGGUGGCUUCUCCAGCAACCGUAGCAACAGCACCAGAGAUUACCGUCGUGUUGGUGGAGCCCCAAGUGGUGGAUCCUCUUACGGCGGUAGAGGAGGUGGCUCUACAGGUGGCGCUAGAGGCGGCUCCUCGUGGGGCUCCUCUUGGGGCAGUUCUGGCAAUGGCAACUCCUGGGGCAACACUGGUAGCAGUGGUAACUCCUCCGCCAGCAAUUCCUGGUGGUAA
Messenger RNA from Lachancea meyersii CBS 8951, 1878 nucleotides. NCBI's taxonomy places the organism in Eukaryota, Fungi, Ascomycota, Saccharomycetes, Saccharomycetales, Saccharomycetaceae. The record is from the annotation of a GenBank genome assembly.